Molecule: messenger RNA, 3081 nt
Organism: Symbiodinium sp. CCMP2592
Lineage: Eukaryota; Dinophyceae; Suessiales; Symbiodiniaceae
Source: the annotation of a GenBank genome assembly
AUGGCUCUCUGCGAGAUUAAGUUGGAGCGAGCGCACAAGCUGAUCGGUGGACUGGGAGGCGAGAAGGCUCGAUGGGGCGACAAUGUGGUGAAACUGACGGAGCAGAUGGAGCUCCUGCCUGGCGACUGCAUUAUUGCCGCCGGAAUGGUCUCCUAUGCCGGUCCGUUCACGUCGGAAUUCCGCACUUCUUUUGAGCAGCAGUGGCUCAAGGAGCUCGACAUGGCUGGCAUCACCCAUAACGAGGAGUGCAACAUGCGCAGCGUAUUGGGGGAGCCUGUGAAGAUCCAGCAGUGGGUGGUCUACUCGCUUCCUAACGACACGCUGUCCAUUGAGAACGCAAUCAUCAUCGACCGCUCCCGCCGGUGGCCCCUGAUGAUCGAUCCACAGAGACAGGCCAACAAGUACAUCAAGAAUAUGGGCAAGGACAUCGACACAGGGUUCGAUGUUUGCAAGAUGUCGGAGUCCAACUUCCUUCGCACCCUUGAGUUGGGCAUCCAGUUCGGAAAGUGGAUUCUACUGGAGAAUAUCGGGCUUUCCCUGGACCCGGCGCUGGAGCCCAUUUUGCAACAGCAGAAGGUGCGAGAUGGGUCUGGCUUCACCAUCAAGCUGGGCGAUAAGUCCAUCACCUAUGCCGACACCUUCAAGUUUUUCAUGACCACGACUCUGCCCAACCCACACUACUCGCCGGAGACUUCUGUCAAGGUGACGCUGCUCAACUUCGCCAUCACGCCAACUGGCUUGGAGGACCAGAUGUUGGGCAUCGUGGUCGCGAAGGAGCGGCCUGAUCUCGAGGAGCAGAAAAGCCAACUGGUCAAAGACAAUGCGAAGAUGAAUAAGCAGCUGAAAGAGAUUGAGGAUGAGAUCCUUCAUCUCCUUUCAGCCAGCGAGGGCGACGUGCUGGACGACGACACCUUGGUCGACAAAGUCACCGCCUCCAAGCAAGUUUCUCUCGAGAUCGGCGAGAAGCAAGAGGUCGCAAAGGUCACUGAGGUGGACAUCGACAACGCCCGUGAGCGUGCAGCUCAAGCUUCCGUCGUGUGCUGCAGAAUGCUGUGCCGUGUAGCGGAAAUUGCUUGUUAUAGAGGGGGGGACAAGGCCAUGCUGCGAGCUGUACCGACUGCAGUACCGCUACGUGCACAUGGUCCAGUCUUGAUGUUUUCUGCUCACACGAAGAUGUACAAGGCCGGCAGGGUGCUUUCUUCGGCACCCUCGACACUUCUUCUCACUGUCGGCUUGGCCUCACAGACGCGAAGGCUGCACAUUUCAAGGUCCAAACAAUCAGCUCGCAUCACGCUCCACGGAGUACAGAGCGGGGAAGUGCGCAUUCAGGAAUUCUUGUCUGGCAAGCUCGGGAAGGCGAAUGCCAAGCCCGCCUUGGAUGAAGACGCUCAAAUUGUGGCCGUGGAAUGCAGUCUUGAUGGUCAGGGCCAGAAGCUGUUGUGCACAACUUCGACGCAAAACACUUAUACCUUUGAGAUUCCAUGUACUGGAGCCCCACAGGAUCAGCCAGCGAAACGGGUUGAGGCAUCUGCGGGGAAGCAAAUCAGCCAUCUGACGUUCAAAGACUGGAAGCUUGAAUCGGCCAAGGUCUGCGAACAAGAGGUAAGUCUGCAAGAGGCCACAUCUCUGGUAAGCGAAAUUGAGGAGAGAGUACAGGGGAAAAUCUCAGAGCUUAAGUCGGAGGCUGAGCAGGAAGACGAUGCAUCUUCAGGGGAAGCCCGGGAAGAUGAGCUUCGUGACCUGCAGCUUCGCAUGCAAAAGGCGCACCACUGCCUUACCGAAGGUUUGCAGGAGCGCGCUGUGGAGGCAAGACUCCUGUUGCUGGCUUUCCUUGGCAGUGAGAAUGUCCUCUUCCUGGGUCCCCCGGGCACUGCGAAGAGCCUCCUGGCUCGGCGCAUGGCACGCGUUUGUGGUGGCGAGUACUUUGAGCGUCUCUUGACGCGCUUCUCUGUCCCCGAGGAAGUUUUUGGACCGUUGUCCUUGAAAGCCUUGGAGAAUGACAAGCUGAAGCGCAACGUGGAAGGCUUUCUGCCCCAUGCGGAUGUGGCCUUCCUCGACGAGGUGUUCAAGGCGAACUCUGCGAUCUUGAACUGCCUGCUGACUUUGUUGAAUGAGCGGGUUUUCGACAAUGGGGACACGCGAAUCGAGGUGCCGCUGAAGUGUGUUGUUGCUGCCUCCAACGAGCUGUUUGAGGGAGAUGAGCUGGCAGCUUUGCACGACCGCUUCCUCCUGAGACACAUGGUCUCUCCUAUGACGCGUGGAGCAGCAGCUGCCUUCCUCCAGGACUUGCUGGCACGUCCGUCAGCGCCCAACGAGCCUUUUGACCUCGACGGCGAGAGCGAGGAAGCAAUCCUCACAGAGGAGCACAUCAAACUUGCCCAAAGACUGGCCAGUGAGGUGGCUUUUCCGGAUGACUUGCAGGAGAUUAUGAUCGACCUUCGGGAUUUCAUGGCCGAGAACGACUGCGUGAUCUCGGAUCGCAGGCUGGCAAAGGCCGCUCUGCUCAUCCGUCUUGCAGCCUGCACUGCAGGUGCUACGACUGUGUCGGAGUCGGAUCUCAUGCUGCUGCAGUAUAUGUUCUGGGAGAAGGAGCAGGACCAGAUCGAUGCCAUCAAGAGGUUUCUGCUGGAGCGGGUGAAGGGUCGGCGGACGGCAGGCUCCAGUGCGACUGAUCUCGAUGCCAUGACGCACAUGUUGACCAUGGUCAAAUUCAAGAUGGGCCCUGCCAUGCGCAUGCCUAAGAGCCCGCAGUUCGCGCAGGCUGGGCAGGCAGCGACAACCUUGGUACAGGCCACGAUUGACUGCUACCGCUCCGAGACACAGACUCAGAGGCGGAGAAGUCUCGAAUCGGACAAAGCUUCUGGCAGCGAAGCAGCGAAGGACUUCCGCAACUUUUGGGUGGACGAGGGAGAUUCGCUAUCGGUUGAGGGUGAAGAUAGCAAACCCAUGGACCUCAAUGCAUUGGAGGCUCUCUUGCAGUCCGCUUGGGAGCUCGACUUUGCUUUGCAGUUGUCGGAAGAGAGAAGAAAAGCCUGCUUGGCGAUCCUAAUCGGAGGGCCGGAGGUGGUCAUGGCCAAGUGA